Molecule: messenger RNA, 2403 nt
Organism: Salvia miltiorrhiza (redroot sage)
Lineage: Eukaryota; Viridiplantae; Streptophyta; Magnoliopsida; Lamiales; Lamiaceae
Exons: 4
Coding region: 308-2233 (641 amino acids)
Biological process (GO): regulation of photomorphogenesis
Source: RefSeq, a predicted model, not a curated record
GGCCAUUGGCCCCCCCACGAGCUACACCUCGGCUUCGAUAUAAUCCUUUUGACACAUCUCUCUCUAAUCUCUACGCACGCAUCUCUCUCAUCUCGCGAGGGCUAUAUCGUGUUCUCUUUUGUGCUUAUCGAUCAGUUUUGCUUAGUUGGAUCGGUUUACUUCGUUUUGGUUUGCGCGUAGCUUCGGAUUCAGCUGCACAAGGAAAACGGUGCAGUGUUCUUCGAUUUCGAGAAUUCUGUCCAGCACAAGAGGUUCAGAUUGCUGAGUCUCAAUCUUAAGCUAGAUUCAGAGUUAAGUCCAAGACAUCAUGUUGAAUGGAGUUGUGCAACCUGUUAAUGAUGCUAUUGAGAGGAGCAGACAAACUGUGCAGCCAUACCAAUCUCUCUGGCUGGCUCAUUGGAAGCGAACAGACUGCGAUGCAGCAGGAGAUUCCACUAGUCCCAGUGCUUCUCGAAGCGAGGAACUUGACUAUGUUGCUAGGAAAGAUGGUUUAGCGAAGGGAGUGGAGACUUCUUCGAGGUCUGCCACUGUAGGGUUGACUAAGAAAAGAACGUUUGAUAUUGGUGAUGAUUUCAUUACAAUAGGUGGGAGAAGCAUAGGAAAUGACAGAGUGAUCAGUUCUCUGGAUGAUCAAAACACUGCAGUCUUGUCCAGGUUGAAUCCUUUGAAGGGAAGUUUUGUCGAGUCUCAUGUUUCGCCAGAAGAAUAUGGCAUCGAAACAUACAAGUUCGACAAAGGAAAAGCUGUAGCAUCUGUUAGUUCCAGUCAAAGAAGUGCUAAUAUGAGAAUUCUGGAGCACGAACAGUGUUGUGAGCGUAGGGAAACUGAUUUACUUUGUGAAAGAAAAGUGGGAUCCACUUCGCGAUCAAACAAUUCCUCAGAUGAAUGUUUGAGGGAUAGCAUUUCAUGCGACCAUUGCUUGCCAAUGAUCAACCGGGCCUGGUUUUUGAAGAUGCAGAAGAGUUCAGGUAUCAGACUGUCUCCGAGUCAGUCCAAUUCUUCAGAGGAAAAUGAAACGACGAAAUCUCAUAUUGAUUCUUGCUCUCACCUGAAGUUGCAGAAAUGUGAUCAUGGUUUGGGAACAAUGAGGAUCCGCACUGGCGUGGAAGUCCCAGGAGGGAUGGGUGGUCGCUUUCCUUGGUUUUCUGAGACGAAUAAUGAUCUGUUAAUGAAAAAAAAGACAGAUGUCAAUGCAUUCAAAGAAAAUGAUACAUUUAGAAGUAAAAGAGUUACUAGUAAAAUUAAUGGAAAUCUGUCUGAUGACCUUUGUAGCGUACUACCAUUUUUUGGUCAAAAUAAGCAAACAUUACCACUUCACGCUCUGAGUAGUUUGAACAAUAGUGAAGUGAAGGAAUAUAUGAGAGACGUGAAGGCUUCUACGGUUACUAUAGGGAAUGAAUUAUCAGCUGAGACAGAUACCAUGGAUAUGGACUCUUUGAAGGAGAAGAAAUAUGAGAAGAGCCUGCGUUCUGGUAUUUCUGCUUCAAUUUCAACUGCAGCCUUAUUAACUAAGGCCUUCAAUACGGAGCCAAACGACAUUGUUUCCUCUAGAGAAAUCGGGCAUGGACGGCUGAACAAUGAGCUACCUGAUAUCAUCAAGUCGGAGCUUCCUGCCUUACCCGGUGCAGCUAGUUCGCCACAGCAUACGUGCCCAAGCUCGUCAAAGACUCUCACCCUGGAGACAGACGAGCUGCUCGAGCAUGUCAAGCAUCCCAAAGCGAAGCUCAAUUCUAGCCCAGAUGAAUCUCCGCAUGCAGAUGCUGGCAACAGAUGGGUUAAGCGCCUCAAGCUGAGCUCUUCAAAGAGCCCAAAUUAUGCUUCAACCGCGCCUCUUGAAAGGACGAGCAAGCUUUUCAACGGCAUUCCCAGGAGUGAGUCGACUCCAAGCCUAAGCAAGCACCACGACAAAAGGUCAGUUUUACCAGAUAAGAGUGGGGACUUGUUGAAGAUAGACGACACAGAGAACCCAAACAUAGGGACCAAGACGCUGCUGCUGUCGCAGGCUUGGAUACAGAGAUGGCUGCACAGUGGGAGGAGAGGAGGCAAGAGAGAGCCCAGAACGGAAGCUAUUUUCGAACCGGAGGGUUCGAAAUCAGCAGCGGAGAAGCUCCAAAAGGAGCAGUUUCCGAGCAUCGCGGCAAUGGCGCUGAUGUCGAAGGUUCUAACCUGUUUUCAGCAGUGUGAGCUCCAGAAUAAGGGAUCUUACACUGUUUGGAACACAAAGACUGUCUAAUUAUGUUUUGGUUGCGUCAUGUUUAGUAGAUUUUGUCCUAAUUUGUGGCUACAUUUCCUUUCUGUUCGCACCUUGUUGUUAACUUGAAUAAACUGCUCGAGAAAUUCAAAUUUCCUAGUAUCGUAGUAUUACCGAAAGCACAUGGGAUCUUGUGUCUCAUUUUCAGUGUC